This is a messenger RNA of Lathyrus oleraceus (garden pea), 564 nucleotides long. RefSeq lists its product as uncharacterized. The coding region runs from base 1 to 564 and encodes 187 amino acids. The transcript has a single exon. The record is from RefSeq and is a predicted model, not a curated record. Lineage: Eukaryota; Viridiplantae; Streptophyta; Magnoliopsida; Fabales; Fabaceae.
AUGUCGAAAUUGGAAGUGGGGGUGAUAAUAGCAAUGAAAGGCCAUCCAGGGAGUGGGAAAAGCACUUUAGCGAAAUCCAUAGCUUCAUCUCUCAAAAUCCCUCUAAUCGACAAAGACGAUAUCAAAGACUGUACCCUUCCUCUUCGUUUAACCUCACCCGCUUCUCUUCUCAACGACCUAUCAUACGACGCCAUCUGGCAGAUUGCUUCCACUCAGCUUAGCGUCGGUCUCAGCGUUGUUCUUGACUCUCCUCUUUCUCGUAGGGUUCACUUCGACCGUCUCCGUCAACUCGCCGCAGAGUUUGGUGCUUGUCUUGUUAUCGUCGAGUGUAGGCCGAAUGACCGUGAACUGUGGCGACGGAGGCUUGAGGGACGCGGCGGUGGUGGAGGAGGACAUAAACCGGCGACGUGGGAGGAUUUGGAGAAGCUUCUCGAAGAGUAUGGAGGUUGUAGUGAUUAUGAUGUCGGCGAUGUGGCGAGGAUGGUGGUGGAUACAACCGCACCGGUGUCUUUGGAUCGGUUGUGUUCGGAUGUUUUGGAGUUCAUUUUCUCUCACGCUGCUUAG